Cicer arietinum (chickpea) is the source of this 1361-nucleotide messenger RNA. Its product is annotated as protein AGENET DOMAIN (AGD)-CONTAINING P1. The record is from RefSeq and is a predicted model, not a curated record. NCBI's taxonomy places the organism in Eukaryota, Viridiplantae, Streptophyta, Magnoliopsida, Fabales, Fabaceae.
CUAAUUCCAUUUUCAAUGGCACCCAAAUCCAAAUCCAAAUCCAAAUCCGCCGCUUCCUCUGCCUCCUCAUCCAUCUUCAAAGCAGGCACCUUAGUUGAAAUCAGCUCUGACGACGACGGAUUCCGCGGUUCUUGGUUCACCGGCAAGAUCAUCCGUCGCGUCUCUUCCGACAAGUUCAUGGUGGAGUACGAUACUUUGAUGGAGGAUGAGGAAGGCACUAAGCGUCUGAGAGAACCCCUCAAGGUUCACCAGCUCCGGCCGAUUCCACCGACGGAGACCAACCGGGAAUUCAAAUUCGGUGAAGAAGUUGAUGCGUUUCACAACGACGGAUGGUGGGAAGGUCAUAUCGCUGAAAUAGUGUCGGAUGGAAGGUUCGGUGUGUAUUUUAGAGUCUCCAGGGAGCAGAUCGUGUUCUCUAAGGAGGAACUCAGGCUUCACCGUGAAUGGGUCAAUGAUAAUUGGGUUCCACCCUACCAACAACAGGGUGAUAGUGAAAUCAAGAAAAAUGUGCUGGUGAAGGCUAUUGAAACUGUGACUGAAGAGAAGGAGGAAUUUGAGUUGAAGCCAGGGACCCCGGUUGAGGUGUGUAGUGAUGAAGAUGGUUUUCGGGGAGCUUGGUUUCGUGCCACCCUUGUUGACAAAAAGGGAGCAGACAAGUUUGAGGUGGAAUAUGAGAGCCUGCUGGAUGAUGAAUUGAAUCUAUUAAAAGAAGAGAUAGAUACACUGCACAUCAGGCCAUGUCCACCGAAAACCGCUGAUGUUGCUCAGUUCAAACUUCUCGACGAAGUUGAUGCUUUUUACAAUGACGGUUGGUGGGUUGGUGUUGUUUCUAAAGUUCUUGGGGACUCCAAGUAUAUUGUUUAUUUCAGGAACUCCAAUGAAGAACUGGAGUUUCAGCAUUCCCAGUUGAGGCUACAUCAGGACUGGAUGGAUGGCAAAUGGGUCAUGGUUUCUAAGGCGUUGAAGAUUUGAAGGCUGAAAGUAGCAAGAGAUUGAAGAAAAAACCAGUUAGCUCUGGUAUCAUGAAAAUAAAACAUAUGUAUAUUUGUACUCAGUUCUUAGGAGUCAACGCUUAGAACAUACAGUUCUCAUGGAUCAAAACUUUGGACUUAUAGUUUUCAUGAAUCAAAACUUUGGACUUGUAGUUUUCAUGAAUCAAAAUGUGAACUCAACUUGCUGAGUUAAAUGGCAUUUUAGGUUCCAGAUUAAGUAGCUUGGAUUUAGAGGUGGACCUUUAGAUUCCAAUUAGUAUUAAGUGCUCCGAACUUGCGUUACAUACUUUCAGAUUCCGGUUUGUUAAAGUUCUAUUUUGUGACUUCUUAUGAUUCCUUUCAUUCUUUUAAUAAAUGUAAGUUUUUAAA